AUGAUAUAAGAGUAAUAAUAAGGGAUAACAGAGGAAGAGAAGGAACUCAUUUUGAUUGAGGAAUUAUCAUAAAAAUUGGAAGGUCUUUACAAGGAUAUGGAAUAGAUCAGAAGAGAGAAUUUGCUCUUUGAAUCCUAUAUAAUGAGGAACUCCAAGGAUUUGUAGAGGGAAGAGGAAGCGGAAGAUAAGAAGCAGAAAACAAAGAAAAAGGAUAAGCCUAUUGAUAAAAAGGUUGAAUUAAGUAUUAAUGUAUAGACGAUGUAAUUGACAAACGAGGAAAAGUACGAAAUUGCAUAAUUUGAGAGCGAUACUUUGAAAAAGAACAUUGAGGAGGGAAGAAUAAGAUCAGAUUAAAUAUUAGAAACCUUGAGAGCAAUUUUGGAGGAAACCGACAAGGCCAUCACAGAAAUUAGAAAGGAUGCUUUUGAUUUUCAGAGAGAAAUUUUAUUUGCUGGAGAGAAUACUAGGACUGGAAAGAUUGAAGCAGAGAGAAUAGAAAAAUACUUUAAAGAAAAACUAGCCUAAAAAGAUGCAUAAAUAGAGAAGUAUAAAUAAAAGAAAGCCAAUAUUGAAUAAUAAAUUACUAAAACAAGUAAUCAGAUUCAAAAGAAAGAGGAGAUGGGAGAUGAUUUAAAAUUUAUAGAUUUUCAUCAAUUGUAAAUUGAAAAUAAGAAAUAUGUUAAAUAAAUCGAUGAAAAGAAUAAAAAGUUAUUGGGUUUGAAGAUAGCCACAGGGAAGAUAUCUUCUGUUUUAAUUGAAGAAAGAAAUCUAUUAUAAAAUGAAAUAGAUUAAUGCAAUAAAUUGAUAUAAGAAAUUGAUGAUAAGAACAAAAAGACAGCUAAAACUUAGGAGCAGACUAAGAAGGUGAAAAGAUAAAUUGCAUCUUUGACGGAAAAGAAGAAAAAGUUUGCAAUCCAAUUAGAACAAGUGAAUAAUGCAACAAAUGAAGAUAUUCCAAAAGCUAUGACAUAUGUGUUGUAAAAAAGAAAAGAGGAGGAGUUGGUUUACAAAAUAAGAAACACGAAUAGAAAAAUUGAGAUAGCUGAAUUAGCUUACUAAAAGGCUUGUAAAGCAAUAGGAAUAAAUCCACAAAAACUUUGA
Messenger RNA from Paramecium tetraurelia, 1101 nucleotides. RefSeq lists its product as uncharacterized. Gene Ontology annotation, biological process: cilium assembly. Lineage: Eukaryota; Ciliophora; Oligohymenophorea; Peniculida; Parameciidae. The record is from RefSeq and is a predicted model, not a curated record. Gene Ontology annotation, cellular component: ciliary basal body; axoneme. The transcript has 4 exons.